Molecule: messenger RNA, 2052 nt
Organism: Drosophila serrata
Lineage: Eukaryota; Metazoa; Arthropoda; Insecta; Diptera; Drosophilidae
Product: long-chain-fatty-acid--CoA ligase heimdall
Cellular component (GO): membrane; endoplasmic reticulum
Molecular function (GO): long-chain fatty acid-CoA ligase activity
Source: RefSeq, a predicted model, not a curated record
AUGAACGAGCUCAAGCCAGCCACGCGCUACACCAGCACCUCUCUUCACGAGGCCGUCAAAUUGCGCCUGGAUGAGCAAGGAUCCUUCUCGCAGGGAAUCGUCCCGCAAACCAUUCCUCAACUCUUCGCGGAAGUGUGUGAAAAACAUCCGGGUCUGCCUGCAUUGGUGUGGGAAACCCCAGGAGCCGGAGUCGAUGGCUGGACCACUUUGACAUACCGCGAGUAUCAGGAGCGAGUGGAGCAGGCAGCUCUGAUGCUCCUAAGUGUUGGCCUCGAGGAGCGGAGUUCCGUGGGCAUCCUGGCCUUUAAUUGUCCAGAGUGGUUCUUUGCCGAGUUCGCAGCCUUGAGAGCUGGUGCAGUUGUGGCAGGAAUCUAUCCUAGCAACUCCGCAGAGGCCGUUUAUCAUGUUCUGGCCACUGCUGACUCCACCGUGUGUAUCGUGGAUGAUGCCCAACAAAUGGCCAAGUUGAGAGCGAUCAAGGACCGCCAUCCACGUCUGAAGGCUGUGAUCCAGUUGCACGGACCUUUCGAGAACUUUGUGGAUCAGGAACCCGGCUACUUCAGUUGGCAGAAGUUGCAGGAGAGAAACUAUUCCAACGAUCUCAAGGAGGAGCUGAAGGACCGGGAGAGUCGAGUUUAUCCCAAUGAAUGCGCCAUGCUGAUAUUCACUUCGGGCACUGUGGGUCUUCCCAAGGCUGUGAUGCUCAGUCACGACAACCUUAUCUACGAAAUAAAAUCCACAACAGCUUUCCUGGGCAACUUUAACGUCGGUUCGGAGCGUUUUGUGUGCUAUUUACCUCUAAGCCAUGUGGCUGCUCAGAUUCUUGAUUUGUUUUCCGGUCUAAUUUCCGCCGGAUGCGUGACAUUCGCUGAUAAAAACGCUCUCAAGGGAACCUUGAUCAAAACCUUCCGAAGGACGAGGCCAACAACGAUGUUUGGAGUUCCACGAGUCUUCGAGAAGAUCCAGGAGCAACUGGUGGUUGCGGAGGCGAAAGCUAAUCCUGUCUCCAGGAUGCUUUUGGCCCAUGCUCGAGCUUCGGUAGCUGAAUAUAGGAACACAUUGUUUAAGGGCAAAACCCCGUCUCUUGCUCAGAGUGUUAAAUACUGGCUGGCGUCUCGACUGGUAAAACGCAUUCGAGAGAUAAUUGGCUUGGACAAGAGUCGCUUUUUCCUGACAGGCGGAGCUCCCAUCUCUGCCGAGAUGAAGCAGUUCUUUCUGGGCCUGGAUAUGCCUCUGGGCGAGUGCUAUGGGAUGUCGGAGAGCGGCGGUAUUAUCACUUUGAAUGUCAGUAAUCGAAUAACUAAUUUAUACAGUGCGGGUCCUCCCGUCAGGGGAAUGGGAGUGAUGAUCCAUGAACCGGAUAGCAAUGGCCAAGGGGAGAUUUUGAUGCGAGGUCGUAGUAUAUUUAUGGGUUACCUAGGACUGCAGGAGAAGACCGAAGAAGCAAUCAAGGAGGAUGGUUGGUUGCAUUCUGGUGACUUGGGGUACAUGGAUCCCAAAGGAAAUCUCGUAAUCUCUGGUAGACUCAAGGAGCUCAUCAUUACCGCAGGAGGGGAAAAUAUCCCUCCGGUGCACAUCGAGGAGUUGAUAAAGAAGGAGCUGCCCUGCGUGAGCAAUGUCCUUCUGAUCGGUGACCAUCGCAAGUAUCUGACAGUGUUGUUAUCCUUGAAGACAAAGUCUGAUGCCAAGACGGGAACUCCUCUGGAUGCACUGCGUGAAGAAACGGUAGAGUGGCUUCGAGAUCUGGACAUUCACGAGACCCGUCUCUCCAGUCUUCUCAAUAUUCCGGCUGACUUGCAGCUCAACAACGAUGCUGCAGUUGUAUCGGCUGCCUUGGACAUCACCGCCGAACCCAAACUCCUAGAAGCUCUCGAGGAAGGUAUUAAGAGAGCUAACAAACAUGCCAUCUCCAAUGCACAACGAGUGCAGAAGUUCGCCCUGAUUCCCCACGAAUUCUCCCUGGCCACCGGCGAACUGGGUCCGACGCUCAAGAUCAGGAGAAAUAUUGUUCAUACCAAAUAUGCCAAAGUCAUAGAACGGCUUUACAGGUAA